This is a messenger RNA of Hemiscyllium ocellatum (epaulette shark), 809 nucleotides long. RefSeq names its product ribonuclease inhibitor-like. NCBI's taxonomy places the organism in Eukaryota, Metazoa, Chordata, Chondrichthyes, Orectolobiformes, Hemiscylliidae. The transcript has 6 exons. Gene Ontology annotation, molecular function: protein binding. The annotation marks the transcript as partial. The record is from RefSeq and is a predicted model, not a curated record. Gene Ontology annotation, cellular component: cytoplasm.
AGCAGUAAUAGAAUGGGUGAAGCAGGCCUGAGAACACUGUCUAGUGCACUGAAAGAUCCACGCUGCAAAUUAGAAAAGUUAGGGCUUAAUAAUACUUGUACACUUGACUUUGGAAUGAUGGGAUCUUAUCAGGAAGAGACUGGAAUGGAAAUACUUAGUGAUGUGCUAAAAGAUCCGAGAUGCACAUUAAAAAGCUUAGAGUUGGCCAAGAAUAGUUUGACACAGAAAAAUUAUGAAGAAAUUGCUUCUGCCAUGACAAUCAAUUGCAGUCUGACCCAUCUGGAUCUAAGUUCCAAUGUUAUUCAAGACUCUGGAAUAAAUGUAUUAUCCGUGGCACUGAUGGACACAAGCUGCUCGAUACAAUCACUGGUGCUGACUGAAACAAAACUAACACCUACCUGUUGUGAGAAACUUGCCUCUGUGCUAGUCACAAACCAGACACUGAGAGAGCUGGAUCUGAGCAUGAACAAAUUGGGUGAUUCUGGAGUGUGUGCACUGUCUGCUGCACUAAAGGAACCAUGCUGCAAACUGGAAACUCUAGGAUUAAGACGAACAUCUCUCACUGACGCAUGUUGUAAGAAGCUUAUAACUGCACUCAGCACAUCGCAGACAAUAGCAUCCCUUGACUUAAGUGAGAACUUAUUUACAGACAGUUCCAUAAAGAUCUUCUGCAGUCUCAUUUUGACCUGUAGUAACCUGAAAUGUUUAAGGUUAGAGCUGAACCAGUUCACCACAAAUGGACAGAUGACAAUAAAGAAUCUGAACAUGCAGAAACCAGGAGUUCGGGUUGUUGUAGAAAGAAGCUAAAA